Molecule: messenger RNA, 802 nt
Organism: Nannospalax galili (Upper Galilee mountains blind mole rat)
Lineage: Eukaryota; Metazoa; Chordata; Mammalia; Rodentia; Spalacidae
Gene: Rps5
Product: ribosomal protein S5
Exons: 6
Coding region: 141-755 (204 amino acids)
Biological process (GO): ribosomal small subunit assembly; translation
Cellular component (GO): cytosolic small ribosomal subunit; ribosome
Molecular function (GO): mRNA binding; structural constituent of ribosome; rRNA binding
Source: RefSeq, a predicted model, not a curated record
GCGGGCGUCGCGGCCCCUGACCCGGAAGUAUUCCCUUCUUUUAAAAGCGCCGGCCCGCGGCGCGCGGCCUCUUCCUGUCUGUGCCAGGACGGCGCGUGGUCCACGCCGAGCGAGCGAGACGCCCGGUCUGCGCCUUUAGAAUGACCGAGUGGGAGACAGCCACACCAGCGGUGGCAGAGACUCCAGACAUCAAGCUAUUUGGUAAAUGGAGCACUGAUGAUGUUCAAAUCAAUGAUAUUUCUCUGCAGGAUUACAUUGCUGUGAAGGAGAAGUAUGCCAAAUACCUGCCUCACAGUGCAGGGCGGUAUGCUGCCAAGCGCUUCCGCAAAGCACAGUGCCCCAUCGUGGAACGCCUCACCAACUCCAUGAUGAUGCAUGGCCGCAACAACGGCAAGAAGCUCAUGACUGUGCGCAUCGUCAAGCAUGCGUUUGAGAUCAUCCACCUGCUCACUGGUGAGAACCCUCUACAGGUUCUGGUGAAUGCCAUCAUCAACAGUGGCCCCCGGGAAGACUCAACGCGCAUCGGGCGAGCCGGGACAGUGAGACGGCAGGCUGUGGAUGUGUCCCCAUUGCGCAGGGUGAAUCAGGCCAUCUGGCUGCUGUGUACAGGUGCUCGUGAGGCUGCCUUCCGGAACAUCAAGACCAUCGCUGAGUGCCUGGCAGAUGAGCUUAUCAAUGCUGCCAAGGGCUCCUCCAACUCCUACGCCAUCAAGAAGAAGGACGAGCUGGAGCGUGUGGCCAAGUCCAACCGCUGAUUUCCAACUGCUGCCUAAUAAACUGUGUGCCCUCUGGGACAGUUCCA